Messenger RNA from Thunnus maccoyii (southern bluefin tuna), 932 nucleotides. It is a transcript of the gene nopchap1, whose product is annotated as NOP protein chaperone 1. The record is from RefSeq and is a predicted model, not a curated record. The transcript is spliced from 4 exons. Gene Ontology annotation, biological process: box C/D snoRNP assembly. NCBI's taxonomy places the organism in Eukaryota, Metazoa, Chordata, Actinopteri, Scombriformes, Scombridae. The coding region runs from base 257 to 712 and encodes 151 amino acids. Gene Ontology annotation, molecular function: box C/D methylation guide snoRNP complex binding.
GUCCAAAUGAACCUUAUUGUUCGUAUUUUGCGAUAAAUUCCGUUAGAGUGGGGCGUUUGAACAAUAACCUCCUAUCUACGUUCAUAUCCUGGUAUUGUUUGGUUUGCUGCCAACCUAACGCUGAGUUCCUCCCAAACAGCAGAGGGCGCUAUAAGCAGAGCUAAAAUACUUCUUUUCCUACCUUCCACCCGGAUGUUAGUCUCACCAGUAACACACAUGUUGAUGCCGAUACACAUACAGUCGUGUCGCCUCUGAAAUGGAGUUAAACAUCAAGAAAACGAGCUCACAGGCUUUGCUGACAUGUGGCAACGGAGGAGGACUCAAUGAGAAGCUUCUCCUCAAGCCAAAGGCCAGCAGAUCCCUGCAGACAGAGAGAGUCCCGAGAAGCAGCGUGUUGGAGCGGCUGCAGAGCUUCCUCCCACAGAUGGCUGAGGCCAACGAGAAGCUGAAGCAGCAGAUGGAGGAAUCCCCCGCUGGACGCUUCGACAUAGAGAGCGUGGAGGAGACGGAGAGGGUCAUAGAGAUGGACGUAGCACUGGUGGAGCUCAGCGGGUCAGACAGCGACUCCGAAGACGAGGAGGAUUCGUCGGACUCCGAGGAAGAAUCGGACUCUGAUGAAGAGAGCAAGAUCACAGAGCAGAACUUGAAACUACCUGGACACAAAGGCAAGAAGAAAGCCAACAUCCAAGUUCUGGACCAGCAGGCGGAGUAGAUGAGUCAGCUGUGUACCAGGUUUCUUUGCCCCUCUGAGGAGAUGACUUCCAGCUGCCUCAGGACUGAAGGGAUUUUAAACCUACUUCACAGAGACGGUGGACAUUAGGCUACUGUGUGGAGAGAUUCAGACCUUCCUCAUCCCUAUGGGAACAACAGUUAUUAUUAUUUUGUACAUGUAAAGGUCAUAUUCUUAAAAGUGCCUUCAGAGCCAGAACAGA